Molecule: messenger RNA, 2306 nt
Organism: Sinocyclocheilus grahami
Lineage: Eukaryota; Metazoa; Chordata; Actinopteri; Cypriniformes; Cyprinidae
Gene: mtfr1l
Product: mitochondrial fission regulator 1-like
Exons: 8
Coding region: 323-1231 (302 amino acids)
Biological process (GO): aerobic respiration; mitochondrial fission
Cellular component (GO): mitochondrion
Source: RefSeq, a predicted model, not a curated record
AUGCAGAAUUCGAACCAAUCACAGGACGAUGUUACCACACGCACUUCCGACUCAUGCACUCGUUGCAAAUCGCUGACUGAGCUAACAGCUAAUCAGCUAACGGAACAAGGAGAACGGGAGCCCGGACGAUUCACAAUACACAGUAAACCAGAGUAAUCUGCACUAGUGCAAAAAAACAAACAAACUGAUAUAAUCUGACCACAAACGGCAAAGGAAUUCUCAUCCCAGAUGAACAUGUUCAGUGUCCUAUAAUAGUAAUAAUAAUCAAAACACUACUAUACAAUCCAAGGUGUCGGUGCUUUCUCUCUUCACUCUCAGUAAAAUGGAAAUGGAAGCUGAGGUAAUCCCUAUUUGGCAAAAUAAACCACAUGGAUCAACUCGUAGUGUGGUGAGACGAAUCGGCUCGACACUGCCUCUUAAACCCUGUCCCAGGGCUUGUUUCCAGGAACUCCCAGGGCUUCCGCCAAUGCGUUUUAUGGACGGUCCUUUGGUGCCUACAUUGGCAGAUAUUGCCUGGAUUGCAGAUGAUGAGGAGGAGACAUAUGCCAGAGUCAGGAGUGACACACGUCCCCUGAGGCAUGAGUGGAGGCCAACGCCGCUGCUGGUUAUGCACAGGAAUUCGUCUGUGCCAAACUUCAGACGAGAAGGCAGGCGAGUCGAGGGUCUGAGGAAACCAGGUGUAACCGCUUUAAACCGCACAACAGCUUUACAAGAUGAGCUGAGUCGACUCCGAUCCCAAAUCGCCAAGAUUGUCGCUGCAGAAUCAGAUUCGAAUCCCAUAACCCCUGACCUGCUGUCCCCUGACGACACUAGUGUGGGCUUCUCCAUGGCUCAUUUUGAGACAGCUGCUUACCAGCCGGCCCCCACAGCCUCCUUUGUCAUCAGUGAUGUCACAGAGGAGGAAGAAGAAGAAGAGGAGGAGGAGGAGGUGUCCGAGCUAGUGCCUGACCCUAUGCCACCAGUUUCCAUGACUGCAUCUGCAACUUUUGAUCUCGAUCGCCCUACUAUGGACUUCCGAGAACCAGAGGAGGAUACUGUGUCUCUUUCAAAAUCAACAAGCUUCGCUGAUGUCAUGGACAUCCUGAAAGAUAUGAACCGCAUGAAGAUGAGCAAGGAUAGAUAUAACCGUGGGUGCACCUCACUGAGGGAGGAAGAUUCUGCCUCUCUUAUAUCUGAAGCAUUGAGGAAGAAAUUCAUUCUGAAGGAUGAUGACAUCAGUGUGAGGAAAUAAUCAAUCAUCCAAACCCUGGCAGCAGACUCUCCAUGCCCAUGCCUGUGGACCGUUGCAGUGAAAACCCCAUAAAGCCUCUGAAUAAACUCAAUGGACAUCUUCUGCGUUCCUCAGCACUCCCACAAUGCUGCGCUGUUGUGACACGUCUGGAAGGAAAAGAAGCAGUUCUCGUCAGCCCACACACACACACUCCAACUUACACUGAGCUGCCAAGUUUGUAAUGUUUGUGUGUGUGUGUGUUUGCACAAAAGGGUCCAUAAGCAUAGCCUUGAUCAGUGAUCACUGAGCCUUUGUUGUUCCAUCAUAGAUUCUAGUGUAGUAUGGAUUUCAUGUGAAAUCCAAGCACUACUUCCUGUUUCACCAUCAUCGUUUUGUUAAUUUCAAUGAGACAGUAAUAUCCUCAGAUCCUUCAACAAGCGUGCAAUUUCACACUAUAUUAUUCAAGCCAUGAAACCACAGAAGAGUCCUGGAGGAGCCCAGUUCCAGUUUAUCGUCUUGUAGGUGUAUAGUUUGGAGCUGUAGAAGUGUUUCUCUUGCCUUACACGUUCCCUCAUACAAACCCUGUAAUACUUGAAGCCAUUUUGAUGCGUGAUCUUAUGUUACAAUACUGACAUGCGUUUGCGUUGUUCUUCUAUUUAAAGGGUUUUUGUGCGUGUGCAUGUGCACUGAAGACUUUGGAUUGCGUUCACUUGUAAUUAGCGCUCUGUGAUGUUCCCUUCUACCGUACAGACCUUUGAAGUGUAUAUUGUGCUAGAAGACUGAUGUGGUUCAGCAAAUAGUGCAACAUAAGUUUGAAUUCAUAAUGUGUGUGGUUUGUUCAGGAAGUACAUGGGAAAUGAAAUAUUUUUGGUUUUUGCUUGUGUCAGGCAGAUUGUAAAUGUUUCUGAAAAAUCUGAGUAGCAUGUGUGAUGUGGUGUUGGGUGUGACUAUAAGCAAGUUUUGAGGAUGCCUCAUGUUUUAUAUGACGAUGAAGGAUGCUUUUUUUUCCUUUCGCAAAGUGUAACAAGAAGCUAUUUUAAUGCAUACGCUGCUUUUGUGCCACGAUCGCUCACUAAAGUGGGAAUCAAACCCAAAA